Messenger RNA from Gracilinanus agilis (Agile Gracile Mouse Opossum), 3067 nucleotides. It is a transcript of the gene TCTN2, whose product is annotated as tectonic family member 2. The coding region runs from base 1 to 2433 and encodes 810 amino acids. The transcript has 19 exons. Gene Ontology annotation, cellular component: MKS complex. Gene Ontology annotation, biological process: smoothened signaling pathway; protein localization to ciliary transition zone; cilium assembly. Lineage: Eukaryota; Metazoa; Chordata; Mammalia; Didelphimorphia; Didelphidae. The record is from RefSeq and is a predicted model, not a curated record.
AUGGCAGGAGAGGUGGGCGGAACCUCGCACCCAGGUAGGCGGGGACACGGAGUGACGCCAGAGGGUCUGGAGGCGGGGAGUGCUAUGGAGGCGGGUUUUUCUGUGACUUUCGACCAAUCGAGGGAUGCUCCCUUGCUUCGCCUGCAGCCGAUUGGCGGUUGCUAUAGUCCAGACUCGGGUCGCCUGUCGGGGAUCGCAGGGCCGGGCCCGGGCCUCAGUAUGGGAGCGCGAGGAGGUGAGCCCGGAGCCAUUGGCCCGGCCAGGCCUCGCACGCCGUCGGCCUCGCGGCUUCUGCUGCUGCUACUGUUCCCGCUCGGCUUCCCGAGGCUCCUGUGGGGAGAUGUUGUGUUUCUGCCUUCUUUCAUUCAUAUGUCUGACACUUCGGCUAGUGCAUCCUUGAUUGGAGAUACAGAGGACGUCAGCAUUACUCUCUCUGUGUUGAAUAAGUCCGGAACUUUGCCAAUUUCUGAUUGUGGAUUGCAGAAUAAUGGAACAAGCAACUGGACUCUGACAGUGACUCCUGGUGUGUAUUUUUUUUUCCUCCAGGGGAUCUCAGAAGUGACCAUAAGCUUGAAUAGUGAUUUACAGUCCUGCACCUCUGAGACGCUUUCCUUCUCUGAAUUUCCCUGUAUUAUUGACACUCUGGUGGUUUCUGCAUCCCACAACUCAUCCUGUUUGGCACACUUACUCAUUCAAGUUGAAAUCUACCCUAAUGUUUCCUUUGCCCAGAAUGUAUCAGAGAGUGCUGCCAGUGUUCCCGAGCAGAUGUAUAAGCCCUUCGGUCCCUGUCCUUGUGACUUGGUCUCUGGGGCCUGUGAUAUCCGGUGCUGCUGUGACCAGGAAUGCUCGUCCAAUUUAAUAGAACUGUUCAAAGAACAUUGUCAUACAGGAGUUUUUGGUGGACAGACAAACCCGCCUUUCGACCAACUGUGCUCUAGCAAUGAGAUAGAAGAGAAGCCAGAUUGGUUUCCUUUCUUGUGUGUUCAGUCCUCUCUGGAAAAUAGUCCCUUCCUUGGUUUUUUCUUCGAUGGUUCUAUUGUUCAUCAUAAAAAGACCAUGUUCGAAAUGCCUUCGUAUGUUCCCGUGAAAGACACGUCGGAUUUUGGCUAUAUACAAGGCGAUCCACUUAUAACAGUGAAUAAAGCAUAUUUCACCAUUCCCCAGAUGUCUCUGGUGGGGCAGUGUAUUCAACAUGCCCCAGUGGCCUUCCUUAAAGAUUUCGAUGUGAAGUGUCUUAUUAACCUGGAAACAUAUCAACAAUCAAGUAUUAGAAACAGGACUAUAAAAAAGGGUACCUUGGGAGGUAGCAUCACAAUCCAGAUGACAGAAGAGCAAUCAACUGCCUUAGACAAGUACAUCUCUAACACAGGUGCCUUACAAGGGAGUGUGCAGCUCAUAGGACUGACUGUGGGUUUGUUUUCAGAAGUAAUUCUUCCUCCUGAAGAAGUUUCAGUCACUGUGAUCUUGGAAGAGCAUUACAUUUUCAUGUGGAAAAAUACAACAAUUACUGAGGCCAGUGCCAAACUCAUUUGGGGAAAAAUUCAUCCCAGCCAGCAAGGAAUGUUGACACAGAGAUUCAAAGUCACAUUUUUAAGCUUUAGUACUAAAAACAUCAAAAAGCGAUCUGGAAAUCCAGGUUACCACUUUGGCAAGCCAGUGAGAGCCCUCAAUCUCCAGAAUGUUAAUAAUGUUACCACAAUUAACCUUUGGCAGCCAGAUGGCAGUGGUCUGUGCAAGGCAGUAGACACCUUCACCCCAGUUUUGUUUGGAGAAGACACUAUAUCUGGAUGCUUCUUGGAGGUUGGCAUUGAUGAAAACUGCACCCAACUCAGGGAAAAGGUUACUGAAAAUCUUCAUUUAUUAAUACAAGCUACUCAUGUGGCCAGAAAAGGCAACUCAGAUUAUAACAACAUUAAUGAUGGUUGGCAGAAAAUCAUAUGGAGAGAUCCACCUUUUCCUAAGGAUAACCUCCAUUUAGAGGACAUAAAAGGCAUCUGUCCUGAUGUACCUGCCUUGAUGAAUAUCCGUUUCCUUAUUUCUAAUGGUGGAAAUCUGGAAGGGAUUUCCCAGUUUAUGAUACUUGGCACAGAGGUGAGCUUCUCUCCUGUCACCUGGCAGUUUGAAUGUGGGAUGACCUGCGAAGAUAAGCCUAGCCUUUUCCUUAUCAGUGCCUCCAUCCAAUUUAUUAAAAUACCUCCUGUACCGCCCCUUCCACGGUCAAGUUUCCAGAUAAAUUUUACCGACCAUGACUGCAACCACAAUGAAAUCUGCUGGCUUCAGCUUGCUUACCCAUUGACCGGGUUUUAUCAAGGAGAGUCUUACAGCUCCUGCCUUGCCAAAAGCUUGAUGUUGGCCUUCUUCCUCACAGUGGUCUUCUUUUUCAGCGGACCGUGGAGCAGAAACUAUAAGUUUUGGAACUUAAUGGACUUCUAACUUAAUGGAAUCUUCAGAGAGCAGCAUCAGCCCUGUGGUCAGGACUUAGGGCAGCAAUGGGAAACUUCACCAAAUGACACUUUUCCUAUUUAUUUCUGUAAAAAGGUAUAUUUCAGCGAUCAGAAGAUUAGUUUCUAAAUGUCACUUGCUCAAAAGCUGGCCAUCAGUCAGCUGAUUUUUUUCCAGCUGCAGAAACUCCUGGAGACUAUCUUCAAAGAGGGGCCUGUCUUCUUGAGGGGGCUUGUUCUGUCCCUCUGGAGGGACUACUCACACCAGGAAAACCACAGAUCCUUGAAGAAUCAAGAUCAGUAUGGAGUUAUCAUAGUGCUUUUACUGGUAGAAACUUUAGCAUCCUCAAAGUGACUUGCCCAAGGCCACACAGCUAGUCAUUAGCACAGUUGAGACUAGAACUCCUGUGAUUAUAUAAUAAAAUGUAAAAAAGUGUCAGUUUUGAAAUAGUUAAGUAUUUUUCAUAAACUGUAAACUUAUACUCAUGACCAGUCUCCUUAGAGAAGCCUUUAUUUUAAGUGGGGAAGAACUGAUUUUUUUUAUUAAAUAACUUUUGAUUUAAAUCACUUUAUUAGACCUUUGGUUUGAAUAGAUUUUGUAUACUCUGAAUAAACUUUUUUUAAAA